This is a messenger RNA of Monodelphis domestica (gray short-tailed opossum), 2235 nucleotides long. The record is from RefSeq and is a predicted model, not a curated record. Lineage: Eukaryota; Metazoa; Chordata; Mammalia; Didelphimorphia; Didelphidae.
UUCACCUCGCUUCUGGGGCGUCUUUGAGAGCGUUGGGGCUGGAGAAGACGAGGAAGGAGCCAAUGAGCGUGCGAGUUACAUUCCUCUCUGUGCGCUUUAAGAACCCCUACCCCGGAGCCUACAGGCAGUUCUCCGCCUCCUCCUCCACCUUCUCUCGGGUCCCGCGCUCGCCUCUGGGUCUCCUAGAGCAUCGGGCAGCCCGCUGUGAUCCCGUCGGCGCAAGAGAUGACUUCCACUCAAGAUGGCAGUGUUGUGAUUUUUGGCAGUGGACUCAUUGGCCGAAGUUGGGCUAUGUUAUUUGCUAGUGGAGGUUUCAAGGUGAAACUUUAUGAUAUUGAGAAGCAGCAGAUAACCAAUGCUUUGGAAAACAUCAGAAAAGAGAUAAAGACCCUGGAGCAGUCUGGUUUGCUAAAAGGCUCUCUGAGCUCCGAUCAGCAGUUGGCGCUCAUCAGUGGCUGCACUGACCUCAAAAUGGCAGUAGAGGGCGCCAUGCACAUUCAGGAAUGCACUCCAGAAAAUCUUGAAUUGAAGAAGAAGGUUUUUUCUCAGUUAGACCUUAUUGUUGAUGAUAAAGUUGUCUUAAGCAGCUCCACCUCAUGCCUUUUGCCUUCAAAGAUAUUUUCGGGUUUGAAGCAUGUGAAACAAUGCAUUGUGGCGCAUCCUGUAAAUCCACCAUAUUAUGUUCCAUUGGUUGAACUGGUCCCACAUCCAGAGACAGAUCCUUCUACGAUGGAGAAAACAUAUGCUCUAAUGAAGAAAAUUGGGCAGUCACCUGUCCGAAUAAUGAAGGAGAUUGAUGGGUUUAUUCUGAACCGUAUCCAGUAUGCCAUCAUCAGUGAAGCCUGGAGGCUUGUUGAUGAAGGACUAGUGUCUCCCUCAGAUCUUGAUACUGUGAUGUCAGAUGGUCUUGGAAUGCGAUAUGCCUUUAUUGGACCCUUGGAAACAAUGCAUCUCAAUGCAGAAGGCAUGUCGAACUAUUGUGAACGAUAUAGUGAAGGCAUGAAGCAUGUCCUAAAAACUUUUGGGCCAAUUCCAGACUUCUCUGGAGCAACUUUAGAGAAUGUUCAUCAGGUAUGUAUUCUGGUGUGGAAAGCCACUCCACCAAUUCAGAUCAGCCUCUUGUCUGCAAUUAAGAACUUUAGACAUUUGAAACCCAGCCCCUUCUUAACCUCUUGCUUUCUCUCUCCCACUCCAGCUUUAUACAGAAUUCUGGGGGUAAUCUUUGCCUUGCUUACUAGCCCUAGAAGGUCCUUAUGGCUCCUGAUCAGGUCUUAUCUGAGCCACCAGGACUUGAAAGAUCAUUCAAGAGCUUAAAAGCAAUUCAUUUGGUAAUUCCAGGGCUGACUGGUCUCAGGAUAAAAUUGUAGAGGCAACAACAUCCUCUCAGUAACUGGGAAGUACCAUGAUAAAAUUGACUUUUCCUUCUCUUGUGCUGCCUGGAAAAUGAAAAAAUCAUGGUUGAUGAGGUGAGCCAACAGAGUGGACCCAACAUCUCCUUCUGAGCUCUGCUUUACCAGAUCUUCUCUUUCCUUUACUACAGGCUAUGUGUGCCCACAUUCCUGCUGACCCAGCACACCUGGCUGCCAGGAGGCAGUGGCGGGAUGAAUGCCUCAUGAAGCUUGCCAAGUUGAAAAGCCAAAUGCAGGCUGAGUGAAGUUCCCCAUAACAACACUGUUGUCACACUUCAUGUGGCAAGCACUUUCUGGAAUAUAAUCAUAGAAAUGUCCAAUCUGAUUGCUUUAAACCAAUGAAAACCCUUGUCCCCUUUUGCACCAGAGAAGACUCCUCCCCAUUUAGUAUAGGAACUCCCUACUUGAUUUGAUAAGCUUUGGCAAAUGCCCCAGAGUUAUAGCAGAGAAUGCACAUUUGGUGUUCUCAGAAACAUGGACCAGGAGAGGUGUGUGUUUCCAGGAGCACUGAACAAGCUGAGGAAACCCAGGCUGUUUGUCCUGGCACCAGAGACAACCAAGAGUCUGAUGAAGAGAUCACUUGGUGACUGCCUAAAACAAAAACAAUCAUUGAUGAGAUUCAUAAUCCUUUUUGUUUUUUUACUGAGAUUGUGUACAUUAGCAUUACUCAAUGAUAUUAUUGUUAGCUUCCUGAUGCUUUGAUUUGUAGUGAAAUGUCUGUCAAAUCAUUUCUUCUUAAAUGUGCCACAUCAUAUCAAAGCACUGCGAAUGACUAUCUAUGCAUUUAUUUGUAAAAGUUUUUCUUAAUAAAUAUUUCUGAUUCCCA